AUGAGGAUAAACGGAGACAUGCCACCUGAAAAAGAAAAGGAGGAGGAGGAAGGGAAAACAGUGUCUUUAUCUACGCAACAGCCUCAGAAACUGGUAGUGGUUGGGUAUGCUUUAACAUCAAAGAAAAAGAAGAGUUUUUUGCAGCCAAAGCUUGAAGUUUUAGCCAGAAAUAAGGGCAUAUUGUUCGUUGCUAUUGAUCUAAACAGGCCAUUGUCAGAUCAAGGUCCCUUUGAUGUUAUUUUGCACAAGUUGUUGGGGAAGGACUGGUGCGUAGCUAUUGAGGACUACAGGAAAAGAAAUCCAGAAGUAGCUGUCCUUGAUCCUCCAGAUGCAAUAGAGCAUUUAUACAAUCGUCAGUCCAUGCUCAAGGAUGUGACUGAUCUCAACUUAUCUGGUUGCUAUGGCAAGGUCUGUGUUCCAAGGCAGAUGGUCGUUAUUAACGAUCCAUUAUCUAUCCCUCAUGAAGUCAGCAAAGCCGGACUAAAGUUGCCACUAGUCGCAAAACCACUAGUUGUGGAUGGAACUGCCAAGUCUCAUGAACUGUUUCUUGCUUAUGAUCAAUGCUCCCUCUCAGAACUUGAACCUCCCUUGGUACUACAAGAGUUUGUCAAUCAUGGUGGUGUUCUUUUCAAGAUUUAUAUCGUUGGUGAAGCCAUAAAGGUUGUACGACGAUUCUCUCUACCUAAUGUUACAAAGCAAGAGCUAUCAAAAGUUGAAGGUAUUUUUCGUUUUCCGAGGGUUUCAUCGGCUGCAGCUUCUGCAGAUGAUGCAGAUCUUGACCCUUCUGUUGCUGAACUUCCUCCCCAUCCUUUACUGGAGAAGCUUGCGAGGGAGCUUCGUCACCGACUGGGACUCCGAUUGUUCAACGUAGAUAUGAUCCGAGAGCAUGGGACCAAAGAUGUUUUUUACGUGAUAGACAUCAAUUACUUUCCUGGGUUUGGGAAAAUGCCAGAUUAUGAGCACAUUUUUACAGAUUUCCUACUGAGCCUAGUGCAGAGCAAGUCUGGUCUCCUUGGGAAACUGAAGAACAGUCGAUUUAGUUUUUCUGUAAUACAGAAUGGCAAAAUGAGCAAAUCCCAGUGCCCAUGUGUGCGCGCGCAAGAACUUCAGUUUGAGACAAAUCACCACUUCACAACUUUCAUGAGCCACUGUCUCUCUUGUUUUGUUACCACUCAGCCUGCUCAAGGCCUCUGA
Messenger RNA from Dovyalis caffra, 1194 nucleotides. NCBI's taxonomy places the organism in Eukaryota, Viridiplantae, Streptophyta, Magnoliopsida, Malpighiales, Salicaceae. The record is from the annotation of a GenBank genome assembly.